Bipolaris maydis ATCC 48331 is the source of this 2218-nucleotide messenger RNA. Its product is annotated as Pescadillo N-terminus-domain-containing protein. The record is from RefSeq and is a predicted model, not a curated record. Gene Ontology annotation, cellular component: nucleolus; PeBoW complex. NCBI's taxonomy places the organism in Eukaryota, Fungi, Ascomycota, Dothideomycetes, Pleosporales, Pleosporaceae. Gene Ontology annotation, molecular function: RNA binding. Gene Ontology annotation, biological process: ribosome biogenesis; maturation of LSU-rRNA from tricistronic rRNA transcript (SSU-rRNA, 5.8S rRNA, LSU-rRNA).
CAACAACCUUACAACCACUGCUCCUCAUCAUGGCCGGGCGCAGCAAGAAGAAGGGCACCUCCGGGGCCGCCAAAAACUACAUCACCCGCACGCGCGCCGUCAAGAAGCUCCAGAUUUCCCUCCCAGAUUUCCGCCGGCUAUGUAUCUUCAAGGGCAUCUACCCCCGUGAGCCGCGCAACAAGAAAAAGGUCUCGCGCGGCUCCACAGCUGCCACCACCUUCUACUACACAAAGGACAUCCAGUAUCUGCUCCAUGAGCCGCUGCUGGCAAAGUUCCGCGAGCACAAGGCCGUCGCAAAGAAGAUUGGCCGCGCCCUCGGCCGUGGCGAAGCUGGCGAUGCAUCGCGCCUUGAGAAGAACCUCAUGCCCAAGGUCAAGCUCGACCACAUCAUCAAGGAGCGCUACCCCACCUUUGUCGACGCUCUGCGCGACCUCGACGACGCCCUAUCCAUGCUGUUCCUCUUCGCCAACCUGCCCUCGAGCGAGCACAUUCCCGCAAAGACAAUUGCCCUCUGCCAGCGCCUGACGCGCGAGUUUGAGCACUACGUAAUCACCUCGCACUCGCUCCGGAAGUCAUUCCUUUCCAUCAAGGGCAUCUACUACCAGGCUACUAUCCAGGGCCAGGACAUUCUGUGGCUCGUUCCCUACCGCUUUGUCCAGCGCACUGGAGGAGACAUUGACUUCCGUAUCAUGGGCACCUUUGUCGAGUUCUACACUACCCUCCUUGGUUUCGUCAACUACCGUCUAUACACCUCCGUCGGCCUCGUCUACCCACCAAAGUUCAAUGCCAAGAGCGACGAGCAAGGUGGAGAGUUGUCUGCCUUCCAGCUCCAAGGCAAGGUCAAUGCCACAAACGGUACCGCCAAUGGUGAUGCCGAGCAUGCUGACAUCAACCCGGAGGCGCAGGCAAUCGCCGACAAACUUGCUGCCAUGCCUGACGAUGAAGAUGCCCAGGAAUCAACAGCCCUAACCAAACGCAGUGAAGACGAUGAAGAAGAGGCCAAUGACGAGAUUGACAAGUUCGAACCAACUGCGCCCGACGCCGAUAUCCUGCCCCAACCACAAGCAAGCAGUGCCGAGGUUGCUUCGCUGUUUGCUCCCUUUACCUUCUAUCUCUCGCGAGAGACACCCAGAGCACCGCUCGAGUUUAUCCUUAAGGCCUUUGGUUGUAAGCGCGUUGGUUGGGACGGCACUCUCGGCGACGGCGCCUUCACCACAAACGAGUCCGAUCCCAACAUCACACAUCAGAUUGUUGACCGACCAGCGUUAUCAAACGGAGCGUCUGCACAAGAUAGCAAGAAUGGCGAUGCUGUUGUCCCCAAGGCCCAGUGGCCCUAUUCCAUGAUGCCUGGUCGCACCUAUGUCCAGCCGCAAUGGGUCUGGGACUGCAUCAACCAGAGCAAGCUGCUGCGUCCUGACCACUACGCCCCCGGUGCCGACCUACCCCCACAUCUGAGCCCAUGGGUGAAACCCAAGAAGGGCGAGUACGACCCCAACUUGCCUCUUGCAGCUCAACAGCCUGAGGGCGAGGCCGAGGCAUUCGAAGACGAGGACGAAGAAGAAGAUGCCGCCGUGGAUUCAGAUGGCGACGAGAACAUGGAUGCCAUUGUUGACCGCGACGGUUCCGUUGAGAUUGGAGAAGGCAUGGAUGUCGCCGAUUCUGAAGACGACAGCGAUGACGAUGACUCGGAUGAAGAGACUGGUGCUGCUGACGAUUUUGACGGCUUUGACUCAGAUGCUGAGUCGGAUAUCUCCGAGGGCGAGGCUGCCCGUCUUCAGCACCAACGUGAGCUCGAGGCUGAAGCCCUAGGCAAGAAAUUCGAGGUCAAGAAACCAACAAAGAAGGAGCAGAAUGCGGCCAUCCGCAAAAAGGCCGAGAAGAAGAGGCGUGAACAAGAGGAAGAGCGCGAGAGGCAAAAGAUGAUGUUGUCAAACAAGAAGCGCAAGUUGCUGAAGCGCAUCGAGUACGGCGAGAACAAGCGCGAUAAUGAGUCCGAGAACCUGCGCAGGAAGCGCGCAAGAGUUGAAAAGGCAAAGGCAGCUGCAGAGGCACUCUAGGCGUAUGCAUAUCUACAUGACAGCAAAAAAGCAGGGCAGGUCGGCGUUGAUUGGGACGGUGUUGUAGGCGCUCUACUCACGUAUUUUCGAAGUUGCUCUAUGUAGUCGAUUUUAAAAAAAAUACCACCAUUGACUGUUGUUGUCUACUACUACGGUCGUUU